Messenger RNA from Zea mays, 1608 nucleotides. RefSeq names its product Fes1A. Gene Ontology annotation, cellular component: endoplasmic reticulum. Gene Ontology annotation, molecular function: adenyl-nucleotide exchange factor activity. NCBI's taxonomy places the organism in Eukaryota, Viridiplantae, Streptophyta, Magnoliopsida, Poales, Poaceae. The coding region runs from base 253 to 1371 and encodes 372 amino acids. The transcript has 7 exons. The record is from RefSeq and is a predicted model, not a curated record.
GCCCAAAGCCCGAAUAAAAUGAGGCCUGUGAAGUCAUCGUGGCCCACGGACGUGUAGGAGGGGACACGCCGCCGGGCCUCACUAACCGCAGGUUCGGGAGUACUCCGGAACCCGCCGCCGCAUCCACACGACGCCACGACUGACGACGGAGAGCCCCGGUCUCCUUCCACGGCUCCACCGCCACCACCCCGCAUAAAAAACCCUACAGCUCGUAUUCGCCUCAUCUCGCAGCAGCAGCAGAAGAACAAGGGUAUGGCGAAGGAUGGGGGUCCCGACUGGAACGGCCUGCUCAAGUGGAGCCUCGCCCACGGCGACGGCACCAACCCGCCGCGUGCUCUCAGCGAGGAAGACAGAAAAUGGUUCAUGGAUGCUAUGCAAGCCAACACGGUAGAUGUUGUGAAGAGGAUGAAGGAGAUCACUCAGGUGAUGAAAACUCCAGAAGAUGUCUUGCAGUCUCAGGGCGUGACCCCUGAGAACAUCGAAGAUAUGUUGGAUGAGCUACAGGAGCAUGUUGAAUCCAUUGACAUGGCAAAUGAUCUACAUUCUAUUGGUGGGCUGGAUCCUCUACUUGGUUACUUGAAAAAUUCAAAUGCUGGCAUCCGAGCAAAGGCAGCAGAAGUUGUUAGUACAAUUGUGCAGAAUAAUCCCAAGAGUCAGCAACUUGUCAUGGAAUCCAAUGGGCUAGAGCCACUGUUGACGAACUUCAAAUCAGAUCCAAGUACAAAUGCACGCACAAAAGCUUUAGGAGCCAUAUCUUCUCUAAUUCGUCAUAACCAGCCUGGAGUUUCCGCAUUUCGAUUGGGAAAUGGCUAUGCUGGAUUGAAGGAUGCUCUUGGUUCCGAUGAUGCCAGACUCCAAAGGAAAGCUCUCAAUCUCAUACAAUACUUGCUGCACAACUACAAGGCAGACAGGAGUGUUGCCACAGAGCUUGGUCUUCCGAAGCUGAUGAUGCACCUUGUGUCCAGCGAUGAUUCCUUAGUGCGUGAAGCUGCUCUAGGCGGCCUCCUUGAGUUGGCGCGGGACAAGACAUCUGGUAACGCGCUACCUGACCAAGAAAAGCUGAAAGACAUGCUCAAGAGCCGAAUAGAAGGGAUCAGCGCAAUGGACACUGACGAUCUCCACGCUGCUCGCGAGGAGCGGCAGCUGGUGGAUUCACUCUGGAAGGAGUGCUACAACGAACCUUCGUCUCUCAGGGAGAAGGGCCUCGUCGUGCUUCCGGGAGAGGAUGCUCCCCAACAGCCGCCACCAGACGUUGCAGGGAAGAUGUUUGAGCCACCGCUUCGUGCGUGGGCGGCUGCAAGACCUGCUCAGGAAGAUGACUCUGACUCUGGCAGCGGAAAGAAGGCUCCGCCAUUGCUGCUUAAGUUUUGACGGCCUUCUUAUGCCGAUACUAGUUCUUAGGCUCCACCAUGGGUGUUGAAAGCUGAAAGAUCAGAUCUGAUGGAUGCCUGACCUUCUUCGAACCUCAGUUGUGGUUCUUGUAAUUUGCACCGCAUUUCUGUUCUGAGUAUGUUUUUAUGAGAAGACUGGGAAGAUGACAGACAGAUACUGUAUCACGUGAUGCUCGUAAAUUAACACUACAUGCGAAUUCUCUUGCUCGAUUGCUCA